CAGUCAUGUGGCUCGUUUGUAAGGAGCAAUGGCGACGGCUGAGACGAAAAUGUAGCCCGUUGUUUCAUGCUAGUCUCGACCAUACAGCGUCACGGCAGUAGGUUUUGAAAAGGGGGUACAGUGGCUGCACAAUAGACUAAUGGAGGGUCAUCCAAUAGAGGCAGCGUUGCCACUGGCGCAGGCCGUGGUUUCUCCUGUGCUGCAGAGCUCCUCCUCGGGCGGUCUGUGUGCCAAACCCAGGGACCGGAUGAAGACUCCAGCAUUCCUGUCCAACCUGGGGAAGCCCACCCUGCGUGGCAUCCGCAAGUGCCCUCAGUGUGGUAUCUACAAUGGCACCAGGGGCCUGAGUUGCAAGAACAAGGCCUGUGGCGCCGUCUUCCGGGACGGCACAGCGGCUGGAACUCAGCGGUCGGCAAAGAAGGGAGGUGGAGGAGGCUCGGAGGUAGUGAGGAUUGUGACAGAUGGAGGUGGAGGAGGAGAUGGUGCAUUUGUGGAUGGUGGAAGUGGAGGAUCGUCAUCGUCCUCUGCUCCGGGUCCCCCUCAGGUGUUCUCGCUGCGACAGCGUGGCCGGGGCCCUGAGCAGCGAGGCUUCGUGGAGCUGACCCUCACGGACACGGCCAUUGCCACCACCGACGGCACAUUGCUCACCCGCCUCAGCCUUGGACGCUGCUUCCUGCCCGCCUGCCGACGCCAACAACAGCAGCAACAACAACAACAACAACAGCAGGGCCAACGAGGCGUGGCCUCCUCUUGCUCUCCUCCUCCCUCCUCCUCCUCUUCCUCUCCGCCCCAGGCAUCUGAUAGCCCCUGUGGCCACGUUCGGCAGGCCAUGGAGUGUCCCACGGGCCAGGUGGCCACACCGCUCCCGCUCAAGAGCUCCGUGUUGGAAGAACUGCCCGUCCCGGCCCAGACCCGGCAGGAGUUGUGGCGUCUGGCCACAGACACCCCAGGGCCCCUGGUGCAGCGCGUCUCGCGGAGCUCGCUGGUGGUCAAGUGUCACGCGACUGAGACCCAGGCGCUGGGGCUGCUGCACUGCACUGUGGGAGGUGCUGGGAUGAAGGGCGAGAGCAGCGGGCUGGUGUUUCGGUGUGCGUGUCAGCACGGUGGUGGUGGUGGUGGUGUGGGGGGCAAAGGAGCCCCAGGGGUGAAGGUCAACAGCCUGGGCAGUUUGGGUUCCUCUGAUGAUAAAGAGACAGCGUUGGCGGACAUUUCACCUCUCUCGGCCGAAGGAACCCCACAAUGCUUGCACUUCUACGCCUGUGUCUGUGCCUUUGCAAGUGAUGAUAAACUGGCUGUGGAAUUCGCCCAUUUCCUUAGCUACACUUCAAAUGGGCUGGAGGUGAGUGUUGGCUCCUCAGCGCUCUGUGCUUCUGAUACCCAGCCAGUUCCUGAGCCAAUCACGCCACACAGAACAAAGAGACUGAAAGCAGAGGAGCCAAUCACAGUGGCCGGUCCCGCUCUGGCUAUCAGGGAGGCCAGUGCUCCGGCCCUUGGCCCUCGCAAGCCCUGCAGCCGGAGACAGGCUCUCACCAUUGGGCACAAGACCCCAGCAGGGAAUAACCAGCCUGUGGACGAGGCCCAUGUCUCCCUACCAUUUCAACAGUGGCUAGCCAGUGUCAAUGAGAAGAUCCAGCAGUCCAUGCACUACCAGUUUGGUGGGAAGCCGGAGCCUCUGGUUUUCCACAUCCCGCAGAACUUCUUCAACGCCCUGCAGCAGCGUCUCUCCCUGGGGAGUAAAAAGAGGCGACUCCCCAACUCCACCACCGCAUUUGUCCGCCAGGAUGCCCUUCCUCUGGGCUCGUUCUCCAAGUACACGUGGCACAUCACCAACCUCAUGCAUGUCAAGCAGAUCUUUGAUACACCUGAGCUGCCCUUAAAGCUGACACAGAGUUUUGUGAGAAACAGCGAUGGCUCCUACUCGCCCUUCACCUGUCCUGAGGUGCCCGCCGAACCCCUGGCAGAGGCGUUCGGCCGGACAGAUCGGCCCCAGGCCAUCCGACCCCUCGAGCUGAACACCUUUCUCAAAGUGGGCAUCUGCUCUCCAGGGCAGAAGGAGCCAACGCCCUUCGUGAUCGAGUGGAUCCCUGAUAUUCUGCCCCGCUCAAGGGUGGGUGAACUGCGGCUUCGCUUCGAGUAUGGUCACCAGCCCACUAGCCCCACGGAGCACUGAGAGUGAAUUGCCACAUUACAGAACACUGGUCUAACACAUGCAAAAACUCAUAAACACACAUGUGGGCUCACACACAAGCUCGACCACUGCAUGCAGGAAUUUGUGGAGCUGCAGUGGCUAAGCAUAACCACACGGGGGUGUUGUUUCCCAGAACCUCUGCUGGUGUAGGUGGAGUGGAUGUAUUUUGCUCUAAAAUAUACUGGAAUCUACAUGGGCGGAGUUAAUGUAUGGUACCUUAUUUAAACUGUACACAUUAAUGCUGCCUUCGGCAUGUUUAAGCUCUCAGUCUUAAAUGACUCCAUGUACUUCUCUGUCUUGUAAUUGAAGGGUACGAAGAGUGUUUCUGCCAGAAUGUAAACAUGCAGGUUCAUGUAACACUUUUAUGGUUCCUUUUUCAGUUUUAUAUGUACCGUGCCUCAGCUAUGAAUUUGCUAAUAUGCAUUUCUGCCUUUUUGUGUCUAUGGACAUUUUCCUACCACACGCAACAUACAUUAUGCCAAGUCGAUUGUUAAGUGAAAGCCGAAUGUAGGUUGUUUUGUGAUCUCCUUAACUUUUACAAUACAAUAGCAAUAUUUCCAAUUAAAUUCUUCUGCUUUUACAGAAGACAUACUUUUCAGUCUGAGAAAUGCUUAACGUUAACAUUGACUGACACUGCAUUAGCUGUAGUUCCCUCUCUGCUCACUUGAGGGCAGCCUCAGUUAACAUUUUUAAUGUCUGAAGUCCAGCAGUGGGGUUUCUAGAAAUAAAAAAGGUUGGAGUGGUGAAGUUGGGGCAAAGACUCAGAGAAGGGUGACCCAUAAACAUGAAAAGAGCCUAAACAUGAAAAGACCUCAGUGAUGUGUAUUAUCUAUAAACUUGCACAGACAAAAAAACACUUAAAUUAAUCUGCCACUGAUGUACUUACAUCAGAAAUCUUGCAUGCACACAGCUGGUACAUGUAUGCAUGAACUUAAAUAUAGCAAUAAAAACUUGCCGCUAAAAGUAAAAUGUUUGUUUUGGCUAAGAAAACAAUUAUUCUUGUAGACGUUAAUGCGUACAAGCCCAACUUUCACUUGUCUGGUGGGGUGGCACUUGGAUUGGCUGAUUGGAUUCUCAUGUGAUCCACGGGGCUAAAAUUGUUCAGGCACAGUGCCUGAAUUCAGUAUAUACAGUAUAUAUGACGUCCUCAUAAAUGUCUGAUAACUUUUACAGGCACUUUUAUAGCUUGAAGCCUUGGAUCCAACUUAACUACUGAUAUGUGAAAAGUAGUGGCAAAUAUAAAUCUGAAAUAAAUUAUUGUACUUUUUGAAA
Molecule: messenger RNA, 3460 nt
Organism: Alosa sapidissima (American shad)
Lineage: Eukaryota; Metazoa; Chordata; Actinopteri; Clupeiformes; Clupeidae
Gene: c13h2orf42
Product: chromosome 13 C2orf42 homolog
Exons: 9
Coding region: 140-2170 (676 amino acids)
Cellular component (GO): nucleus
Source: RefSeq, a predicted model, not a curated record